CAGGCAGGCAGCAGUAGUGUUUCACUGGGCUGAGAGCAGCAGAAGCAGAGAGCUGUAUCUGGGGAGAGUGGAUCCCAGUGAUCUGGUGUGCAGCCUGUGAUCCCUGCACCUGAUCCCUCCCCUGCAGCCUCUGCCUUAUCCAUUUGCACAGGAGGAGAUGGAUGCAAGAGUGCUGGGAGCCUGGCAAUGAGCUGACACCUCCACCACAUCCACAGGAGCAGCAACAUCCAGGGCGGAGGUUUCCAGAGGGUCUGAACUGUCCUUAGCUACGAGGUGAGAUUUCAGGGUUCAGCAAACUGGAGAGAGAAGAGACGACGAAAGACAAGAAGUUAUCUGAGGCAUGAGGAAGAGUUGGCAGUAGACCUAUUGAUACAUUAUAAAGGUUCACCGCAGUGUACACUAUGACGGAUGGGGACUAUGAUUAUCUGAUCAAGCUCCUGGCCCUCGGAGAUUCUGGUGUUGGGAAAACCACAUUCCUGUACAGAUAUACAGACAACAAGUUUAACCCCAAAUUCAUCACCACAGUUGGAAUAGACUUCCGGGAAAAAAGAGUGGUUUACAACAGUGCAGGUCCGGGUGGCACUCAGGGCAAGGCCUUCAAGGUACACUUACAGCUGUGGGACACGGCCGGACAGGAGAGGUUUCGGAGCCUCACCACAGCAUUCUUCAGGGAUGCCAUGGGAUUCCUUUUGAUGUUUGACCUCACCAGUCAACAGAGUUUCCUAAACGUACGGAAUUGGAUGAGUCAACUUCAAGCAAAUGCUUACUGUGAGAGUCCGGAUAUUGUAUUAAUUGGUAACAAAGCCGACCUGGCCGAUCAGAGAGAGGUGAACGAGAAGCAAGCAAGGGAACUUGCCGAUAAGUACAACAUCCCAUACUUUGAGACAAGUGCAGCAACCGGACAGAACGUGGACAAAUCAGUGGACAUUCUUCUGGACUUGAUAAUGAAACGCAUGGAACAAUGUGUGGACAAGACCCAAGUACCAGAUGCAGUUAACGGCGGAAACUCUGGAAAAUUAGACGAAGCAAAAGCAGGAGGAAAAAAGUGUGCCUGUUAGGGGGGGAAAACAAAAAUACGAGAGAAAUUCAAAAUAACAUCUUCGAACUGUGAACCUUUAAACGGUUAAUGUGAAACGGCUGAUGCACCGCGAUACUGCCCCAAGUGGUCAAUGUCCACACGAAAGCCAUUCAUAGCUUCAUACCAUUAACACAAUCUUUAAACAAAGUGGAAAAAAAAUCCCACCGACAACCCCUCCCCCUAUCUUUCAUUGUUACGGUAUUCGCCAUCAUCUCUUGUGAAGAAAGUGUUAAUCUUAUAUAUUUAUAUGCAUUAUAAAA
Messenger RNA from Hyla sarda, 1338 nucleotides. It is a transcript of the gene RAB27B, whose product is annotated as RAB27B, member RAS oncogene family. The record is from RefSeq and is a predicted model, not a curated record. Bases 402 to 1058 code for a protein of 218 amino acids. The transcript has 8 exons. Gene Ontology annotation, biological process: melanosome transport; positive regulation of exocytosis. Gene Ontology annotation, molecular function: GTP binding; GTPase activity. Gene Ontology annotation, cellular component: secretory granule; melanosome. NCBI's taxonomy places the organism in Eukaryota, Metazoa, Chordata, Amphibia, Anura, Hylidae.